Molecule: messenger RNA, 627 nt
Organism: Symbiodinium pilosum
Lineage: Eukaryota; Dinophyceae; Suessiales; Symbiodiniaceae
Source: the annotation of a GenBank genome assembly
AUGGAUGGGAAAGACCACAAUGUGGAGCCCAACCAUCUGAACCCAGCAGUCUUCGACUUUGACACAGUCAUUGUUGCCAGCUUCAAAGACUUGGAAGCAGUUCAUUCCUGGUGGUCCUCUGACCAGGUGUUCGAACUGAUGAAACACAGAAGCCCACUGACAAAGAUGAGCCUUCACACCGUCGAUGGCCUUGUAUCUGGCUUCGAGGGAACCAAGAAGCGAGCUGCAAUGGGUGAUAAGUUACUGCUGCUGGAGAUUUCGAAGAUCGAGUCCUUCCGACCGAUGCAGCGGUACGUGGACAUGUACAAAAGGCUAGCGACGAAGGCGCACAAGGACAUUGGCACGGUCUGCAACUUGCUGUUUGCGGAAGGCAUCAGCGGCGUUUUAGUCAAUGAGUUUCCGGUCCAGGCAGUUUGCGCAUCGUGUUGGCGAACGAGAUCCGACUUGCUGUCGUGGUACGAAGCUCCCAAUUACCAGCAAGAUCUGAUGCCUCUGAGAUACGACUUCGCGAGAUGUUUCACUGUCGCUGUCCCCAUGUGGGAAGACCGGAAGGGCGAUUCAAGCGAAAACAUGAAGCGAAGAGGGUCUGCAGCUGCUGGGAUGAAGCUCAGGGGCUUGCAGGUGUGA